Molecule: messenger RNA, 2011 nt
Organism: Chaetomium fimeti
Lineage: Eukaryota; Fungi; Ascomycota; Sordariomycetes; Sordariales; Chaetomiaceae
Exons: 2
Coding region: 96-1973 (625 amino acids)
Biological process (GO): error-prone translesion synthesis
Cellular component (GO): nucleus
Molecular function (GO): damaged DNA binding; DNA-directed DNA polymerase activity
Source: RefSeq, a predicted model, not a curated record
GUCAUACCUGCGAGUGAUGCAGGGCGCUCUGCUGUCAUGACCCCCAACCCCAUCCGUCGAUCACGACUCGGAAUACGCGCAAACAAGUCCCGGAAAUGACAUCCGAGGCGCAACCACCACAAGACGACCAGCUUCCCCCAGAGGGCGAGAAGCAGAUCAGUAACUCGUCGACCGAACAUGCAUCGCUCAAGUACUCAUUGUUGGGCCCGUCGCUGACAAAGGCCGGCCAGGGCUCAGUUGACCAGUCCAAGGUCUCUGAGAUUAUCUACAAUGCUUCCAAGGGCUCCAAAUUCUUCAACCACGAGGAGACAAGGGACAAGUCUCUCACCGCGAAGAUUGAAGCCAUCCUCGCCAAGAAGAGCCAUCUCGAAACGCUGGAUCUCACCCGCGAGCUCCGGGCAGCCGACAACCUGCUUGCUCAGCUCGAGCUCUCCCGCGAUCUGACGCAGCACAUCGUGCACAUUGACUGCGAUGCUUUUUAUGCCGCCGUAGAGCAGCUAGACCGGCCCGAGCUGAAGGAGCUCCCCUUUGCCGUGGGCGGCGGUGUCCUGACCACGUGCAACUAUGUCGCCCGCAAGUUUGGAUGCCGCAGCGGUAUGGCUGGCUUCGUAGCUAAAAAGCUGUGCCCCGAGUUGAUUCUUCUCCCACUCAACUUUGACAAGUACAACGCAAAGGCAGCUGAGGUGCGCGAGGUUUUGGCAGAGUACGACCCGCGGUUCGAGAGUGCCAGCAUUGAUGAGGCAUAUCUCAACAUUACCGAGUAUUGCGUCGAGCACGACAUGGAUCCGGCCGAUGUGGUCUCACAGCUAAGGAACGAGGUACACGAAAAGACACACAUCACCGUCUCAGCAGGCAUCGCCGCGAACGCCCGGCUGGCCAAGAUCUGCUCCAACAUGAACAAGCCUAACGGGCAAUUCGUCCUGCCGCGUGAUCGGGCUGCUAUCAUGGCGUUUAUGCGCGAUCUCUCAUGUCGUCAAGUGAACGGCAUUGGACGGGUGCUGGAGCGCGAACUAGCAUCCGUAGGCGUGAAGACCUGCGGUGACAUCUACGCCCAAAGACAAUACCUGGACCGGCUUUUUGGCCAAAAAACAUACGAGUUCCUUCUCCGCUGCCAUCUCGGCCUAGGACGGACCAAUAUCCAGCCCGCCGAGGACUACGAACGCAAGAGCGUCGGCACGGAGAGGACAUUCCGUGACAUGGGCGACCCUGUCCAACUGCGCGAAAAGCUGAGACGGAUAGCCGAAGAACUGGAGUCGGACAUGCGAAAGGCUGAAUGCAAGGGGCGUACACUCUGCCUAAAAGUCAAGCUGCACUCGUUCGAGGUCCUCACCCGCCAGGUCGUGCCUCCAAAAGCAGUAUGCCUGGCGGAUGACCUGUACAACUACUCGUUGCCUAUGCUAGCGAAGCUAGAGCAGGAGAUUCCCGGCAUGAAACUACGGUUGAUGGGGCUACGGUGUACGCAACUCGUGAGCACGAAGAAGCCAGACACGAGGGCCUUCUUUGGGUUGAGGCCACAGAGGCCCAAAUCCGCCGGGUCAGCGGAGGAUGGUAGCGCCGGAACCAUACGAGCCGGUGGUGAAGAUGAAUGGGAACAAUGGCCUCAAGAAGAGGUUAACAACCCAACCUCCAAUGGAGACCCGGUGGCGACCGGUCCUCAUCGAAGACACGGGAAAGAGAUUGUAUCCAACCCUACGAAAGACCAGAAUCCGGCAGUCGAGGAGGAGGAGCUGUGGGACUGCCCCGUUUGUGCCCGGCCGCAGCCUGCGGACGAACGCCAGUUCAACGAGCAUAUCGAUUUGUGUCUAUCGCGGCAAACCAUCCGAGACACCGUCCAACAGGAUUCAGCUGCGCAACAACAGCAACGGCGGCAGUCCGGACAAGCCACGCCAGAGACGCAGAAGGUCAGGGAUAAGAAAAGGGGGCGGGCACCAGCACCGGCAGAUCCUAGGCAAAAGCGCCUCUGUUUCGGUUAACCAUACGUUGAUGGCAGUUCUCUGCUGGAUAUCAGAGC